Drosophila simulans is the source of this 953-nucleotide messenger RNA. Its product is annotated as MORN repeat-containing protein 3. The record is from RefSeq and is a predicted model, not a curated record. The transcript is spliced from 2 exons. The coding region runs from base 277 to 918 and encodes 213 amino acids. NCBI's taxonomy places the organism in Eukaryota, Metazoa, Arthropoda, Insecta, Diptera, Drosophilidae.
UCUAUUUUCGAUCUUUAACCAUGUAAGCUAAAUAGCGCUGUAAUUUAUAUACGACUGAUUAAACGAUUUUUACUACAUACACUUAACCGGAACAAACGAUUUUCUAUUGAGCCAAUGUCUUUGGCCUCCUUAAGUUUGCGUGUCGCUGCCGGAGGAAGCCAAAUGGUGGCAAGACAUGCUGCUGCUGCUGCUGGGGGGUUCGAUUAGACAAGUGACACCACCGCACGCACACCGCCCCCCAAAGUCGGAUUGAACCACUGCCACCCACGACACCACAUGGCACCGCCGCAUUUGACGGACUUGCUCCCGCGCUCAGUCAUCGCAGACAUGUCGUCGCGGACGAGCGGAUAUAGUAGCGGAGUUCGCUCCCAACGUUAUCCUGGUGGGCAGUACCAGGGCAAAUGGUUGGGCCUGCAGCCUCAUGGGUUUGGGGUAAAGCAAACGAGCAGUGGACUUGUCUACGAGGGUCACUGGCAGAAGGGUCAACGCCAUGGCAUCGGUAGUUUGCGUCGCAAGGAGCACGAUGGCCGCACAGAACGCAUCUACGUGGGUCAGUGGCGGGAGAACAAGCGGAGUGGCGAGGGCAAGCAGUUCUAUUCGGACGGAUCCGUCUACUUUGGUCAGUGGCUAGCGGACCAGCGAUGUGGAGAGGGCAUCCUAUGGCAGUCGGAUGGCGGCAUCUAUGUGGGCGAGUGGCUGCGGGACAAGAUGCACGGAAAGGGUUUGCUUAUCACGGCAACUGGAAAUCGCUACGUGGGUCAAUUUGAAGGAGGCUGCAAAUCAGGCUCAGGUGUAUUUUACCAUUCCAAUGGACAACGGAUUCAGCACGGUUUUUGGAGCAAGGACAUCUGUAGAACGUCACUACUGUCCCUGCCACAAGAUAAAAACAUUUCAUUUAUGUCAAAAGCUCUUUUGUAACACUUACACACAAUAUAUAUAUAUUUAAAUACCAA